UCAAAUCUUAACUAUAGAGUAUAAUCUAUAAGCAUAAACGAUUAAUGAGUUUUGACUAGCGUCGAAAGCCGUGGACUAGACCAGGACAUUACAAAUAGAGUGAAGUUCGAUUAUAAGUAAUAAAUCGAAAAAGGUUAAAUCUUGCAAAGUUCAAUUUAUUGACUAUGAAAAUGGCAGGAUUAGAGUCAAUGGUUGUAGAGGAGGUUAGACCGGCAGAGAAGCCAGUUGACAGAGAGAAGACAUGUCCAUUAUUGCUACGCGUCUUUUGCUCUACUGGAAGACACAACUCGCCCGGUGAUUACGCUCGAGGUAAUGUUCCCCAAAACGAGUUACAAAUUUACACAUGGAUGGACGCCACUUUACGUGAACUUACUGGAUUAGUCAAGGAAGUGAAUCCUGAAACAAGGCGUAAGGGAACGUACUUUGAUUUUGCAAUAGUAUACCCAGAUAUGCGAUCACCUACGUAUAGGAUGAGAGAAAUUGGUGUAACUUGUUCUGGUCAACGUGGCGGUGAUGACAAUAAGACACUUUCCCAAGUUAAAUUUCAAAUUGGAAAUUAUUUAGAUAUAUCAAUAACUCCCCCAAAUAGAAUGCCACCUCCUAUGCGAAGACCACAGCCAUAUGUUAAUAAUCGUCCCUAUUAACAGUAGAUUAGGUGUUUAGUCUAAGCUAUCAGAAGUAAUAAAAUGUUUUAUAUUUUA
This is a messenger RNA of Danaus plexippus (monarch butterfly), 701 nucleotides long. RefSeq names its product histone deacetylase complex subunit SAP18 (gene Bin1). The transcript has 2 exons. The coding region runs from base 165 to 644 and encodes 159 amino acids. Gene Ontology annotation, biological process: negative regulation of DNA-templated transcription. Gene Ontology annotation, molecular function: transcription corepressor activity; transcription factor binding. Gene Ontology annotation, cellular component: nucleus. NCBI's taxonomy places the organism in Eukaryota, Metazoa, Arthropoda, Insecta, Lepidoptera, Nymphalidae. The record is from RefSeq and is a predicted model, not a curated record.